UUCAUUUCAGUUUUCACACAUAGAAGAGAGAGAGAAAGCUAGAGAGAGAGCUAUGAAGAAGAGAGGAAGAGCAGCGAUGAAGAAGACAUCAGCAGCUGAUUUCUUAACCUCGCCACCAGAAGAGAAGACAGUGAAAACUCGCCAGAAGUCCACCGAGUCAUCGCCGACGAAAUCCUUCGAAUUCACUCUUAUGAAGGAGAGAGGAAAAGCAGCGACGAAGAAGACAUCGGCAGCUGAUUUCUUAAACUCGCCACCAGAAGCGAAGACAGUGAAUACUCGCAAGAAGUCUACCGAGUCAUCGCCGACGAAAUCCUUCGAAUUCACGCUUAAUUCUCCGUCUUCAAAUGCUGCAAACCGCCGGAAAUCACCGAUGAAAUCUUCGCCGUUACGCAAAACGGAGGUUUCUUCUUCAAUAACUGAGCUGAAAGACGCGGUUUCGUCGCAUCUAGACUCGAUAAAGCGGCAAGUUGAGCGCUCUCACUCCGACAUUCUCAAGGAGGCCGAAUCCUCUAAUUCUCGCCUUCACAAGCGCUUGAAGAUUCAGGCUCAAGCAUGCCAGAACCUAAUGGAUGAGACAGACAAGGAAUUUAAGAAGAUGUCUGAAAGGGUAGCUGAAAGCUGUGAAGCAAUGAAGGCUUCAUAUUCCGAGUUCAUGGUGGAUGCACAAACCAGUGCUGCUCGUGUGUGUAAGACAUCCAUCCCAGAGAAGGCUCCGUCUUUUGAGAAAGCUAUGGAUUCUCUCCGCAAACGCUAUGGGAUCUUUUCACCAGCUUAAAGUUGCUUUAUGCUUUUCCUGGAAAAUUGCUGGAGUACAGAUAAUUUGAUGUCAGAAAGAUCGAUUGAGAGAGACACUUGUAGAUGCGCCCCUACUUAGUAGUUAGUAUUCGUCCAAGAGAAAGUCUUAGACUAUACUUCGUACUAGGUAUAGUCCUUAAAACCUAUACUAACAUUAAAAUAUUAUAGAGAACAUUCAGCAAAUUUAACACGAAUCAAUUCUGACAAGUUCUUGAGAGAAACACAAUAAAAUCAUGUUAUAGAGCUGAUCGGGCCGUAAAACGUCAGUCUAAUUCAACGACCCAAACUUGGUAUAAUCAGAUUUCGCAGUGUGGGCUAUUUAGACUAUCGAUCUGGGCGGAUAUAUAUUUAUAUUUGAGCUUUUUGGGCUCAAGCACUAUGGUACGUCGUGCAACUACAGCUCCUUAGCCGCUCCAUUAGGGUCUUUCAUAUUCAAUGUCCGAAUCGCAGGACAUUUAUAUGACAGGGAGGGAUUAAGAAAAGUAAAUGCAUCGGGGCUCAGAAGGAAACAUGGCGAGGAGUCACAGCGGCAAAUAUAAUGAGUAGUUUAAACUGAUAAACGUAAGGUGCCUUCCGGAAUCACGGGUAGGCAAACACGGUGGUUACACCUUCCCCCUCCAACGCUCCGACAAGCACGUUGGACGCCCUUGAUGGGUUCCGUAGGGUGUAUAAUGUAAGGCCAAGGGGGGCGAUGUUGGGUGGUGGUAGCUGUAUGUGAUCAAUCCGUGGACUAUGGACCGUGGUGCACAUAGAGCAUGGUGCACCAAAAGAACAUAUGUGCAUAAGCAAAAGAACAUGACACUACGGCAAAAGAACAUGCGAUAUAAUAUUUAACUUUUUUGUUAUAAAAAUAAUAUAUUAUUUUACUAUUUAUUAAAAACCUAAAUAAAAAAAUACUCAUGUUCUUUUCUCGUAACCAGAUGUUCUUUCAAUUAUAUACUAGUGUUCUUAAGGUGCACCAUGCUCUAUGUGCACCAUGGUCCACCUUCUAAAUUGCCGUAUGUGAUUGACUGCUGGUGAUUUGCCUUUUCUCUCUCGGUAUAUUGUUAAAUUGGCAACAUAUUAGAUAUUCAAUUUAUCAUUGACAGGUUUUUCAAAAGGUCUUGUGCGCACAAGGUGUACAAUAAAUUUAUUGUACACCAAGAUAACUUUUACUCAUUUUUGUGUAACUUUAACCUAGUUUUGAUU
Messenger RNA from Spinacia oleracea (spinach), 1983 nucleotides. RefSeq lists its product as uncharacterized. The transcript has 5 exons. The record is from RefSeq and is a predicted model, not a curated record. Lineage: Eukaryota; Viridiplantae; Streptophyta; Magnoliopsida; Caryophyllales; Amaranthaceae. The coding region runs from base 53 to 775 and encodes 240 amino acids.